AUGCGCCAUGAAUGGAUUUGGACGCUGUUGAUAGGGACCGUGAUUGCCAUUCCCUAUGGUGGUCAGGAAUACCAACAGGAUGCGAAGCAGCCUACAGCUUUGACUACGCCCAAGCCCAUGUCCGCAUUUGCACCAAUGAAAAGGGCAAUUGAAAUUGCCCGUGGACGUCGCUCAUUAGAUGCGCAGAAGAGAAUGUUGCCGUAUGAAUAUGAAUUCCUUUGA
Molecule: messenger RNA, 222 nt
Organism: Penicillium coprophilum
Lineage: Eukaryota; Fungi; Ascomycota; Eurotiomycetes; Eurotiales; Aspergillaceae
Exons: 3
Coding region: 1-222 (73 amino acids)
Source: RefSeq, a predicted model, not a curated record